Messenger RNA from Lotus japonicus, 297 nucleotides. Its product is annotated as ribonuclease 3-like protein 1. The transcript has 3 exons. Bases 1 to 297 code for a protein of 98 amino acids. Lineage: Eukaryota; Viridiplantae; Streptophyta; Magnoliopsida; Fabales; Fabaceae. The record is from RefSeq and is a predicted model, not a curated record.
AUGAAGAAAGGAUCUGCUAGGUCAAGUUUGUUCGAGACCUGUGCAGCAAACCAUUGGAAACCCCCUGUAUUUGAAUGUUGCAAAGAGGAAGGCCCAUAUCAUCUGAGAAAGUUCACCUUCAAGGUUACUAUGGAGAUAGAAGGGGCAUCGAGACUCGAGAGUAGAGUGUGUUGUAAUAAUUACUCAAGGAAGUGCUAUGGUGCCCCUCGUCGACAAAAGAAAACAGCAGCAGACCACGCAGCUGAGGGGGCUUUGUGGUACUUAAAGUCUGUAUGUUGUCUUGUGAAGAACAAAUAA